UUAUCUAAUAAUAAAUAUAUUAUAUGGAAUAAUAUGAACAUUCAACGCCAAUUAAAAGAAGACUGGGACAAUAGAGAAUUGGAAUAUUCUCUUGUGGAUAAUGUUAGACAAAUCGCUGAAUUCAUUUCACAUUUUGAAUUGAGCUGUAAAAGUAAGUUGGCGGCUUUGAAUGAUUCUAUUACAUCUUUGGAACGAAAGGUGGAAUUCUUGGAAGCGGCUAUUACGAGGGGAGAAACCUUACAUUAA
Molecule: messenger RNA, 246 nt
Organism: Meloidogyne enterolobii
Lineage: Eukaryota; Metazoa; Nematoda; Chromadorea; Rhabditida; Meloidogynidae
Source: the annotation of a GenBank genome assembly